CCCGCACAGCACAAGUUGCCCCAGCAGCGAGGCGCACGGCACAAAAGUUCCUCCACAGGAAUGGGCAAGUUUCAGAAGAACGCUUUUCUUUUAUGUUUCGCAUCUACUGUCCUCAGAACAGCGCGGGCUUGGAUAUAAGGAUCGACUGUGUUGAUAAACCGCACCAGAUUUGGGAAGUUUUUGGUGAUUUCUCACUCUUUGGAUUGGUUGCGCUUCAUCUGAAGUUAAAACUAAAGAGGAGGGCCGGGGGGGGGGUGUUCGCUCGUGUGGCCUGAAAAAAAAAUGUGUUCCUCUACGCUGCAUCGCAGUCUUGCAAGGUUUGCAGUGGUUUUUCUUCUGUUUUUGAGGCUGCAGCGUGGAUCUGGAGCUAACACAAGGACGUGUCCCCCUCCCUGCGCGUGUUCUGGGGAGCUUUUGGACUGCAGUCGGCUGAGGGGCCAAAUUCCAGACACGAUUCCGGAAUGGACAGUUCAACUGGACCUGAGCCAUAACAAAUUGCAGGUGCUUGACAGCACUUUGUUUUCCAAACUACAGCAUCUAAGUGAAAUAAAGCUGAACCACAAUGAACUGGAGGCAAUACCUGAUUUGGGCCCUUACGCUUCAAACAUCACAACACUCAUUCUAGCAAACAACAGGAUCACCAGGAUCUCUGUGGAGCAGCUCAGGCCCUUCCUCACUCUGGAAACGCUCGACCUCAGCAACAACAACAUCGUGGAUCUAAAGGCCAGCUCCUUCCCCGCGCUGCCUCUCAAGAACCUUUUCCUCAACAACAAUCGGAUCUCGUCACUGGAGACGGGCUGCUUCACCAACCUGUCCAGCAGUCUGCAGGUUCUUCGGCUCAACCGCAACCGCCUCUCCACCAUCCCAGCCAAGAUCUUCCAGCUGCCCAACCUCCAGCAUCUGGAGCUGAGCAGGAACCGGGUUCGCAGGGUGGAGGGCCUGACGUUCCACGGCCUGCAUGCUCUUCGCUCCUUGAAGAUGCAGAGAAAUGGCCUCAGCCGCCUGAUGGAUGGAGCCUUCUGGGGCCUCAGCAACAUGGAAGUCCUGCAGCUGGACUACAACAACCUGACAGAGGUGAGUAAGGGCUGGCUGUACGGCCUGCUGACUCUGCAGCAGCUCCACCUCGGCCACAACGCCAUCAGCAGGAUCCGACCUGACGCCUGGGAGUUCUGCCAGAAGCUCAGCGAGCUCAACCUCCCCUCCAAUCAUCUGUCCAGACUGGAGGAAUCCAGCUUCGUAGGCCUCAGCCUGUUGGACGAGCUCCACAUCGGAAACAACCGUGUGAGCUUUAUUGCAGACGGAGCUUUUCGUGGCCUCUCAAACCUGCAGAUGCUGGAUCUCCAAAAUAAUGAAAUCUCCUGGACCAUUGAAGACAUGAAUGGGCCUUUCUCUGCCUUGGACAAGCUGAAAAAGCUAUUUCUGCAGGGGAACCAGAUCCGCUCUGUGACCAAGAAGUCUUUCUCUGGCCUGGACGCGCUGCAGCACCUAGAUUUGAGUAAUAAUGCUAUCAUGUCUGUCCAAGCGAACGCCUUCUCUCAGAUGAAGAACCUGCAGGAGCUGCGUCUGAACACCUCCAGCCUGCUGUGCGACUGCCAGCUGAAGUGGCUUCCCGUCUGGGUGGCAGAACAAACCUUCCUGCCCUGCGUCAACGCCAGCUGCGCCCACCCGCAGAUGCUGAAGGGCAGGAGCGUGUUUGCCGUCAACCAGGAGGAGUUUGUGUGUGAUGACUUCCCAAAGCCUCAAAUCACUGUGCAGCCAGAGACCCAGUCAGCCCUCAAGGGCACCAACGUGACGUUUGUCUGCUCGGCAGCCAGCUCCAGCGACUCGCCCAUGACCUUUGCCUGGAAGAAAGACAAUGAGGUCCUGAACGAUGCAGAGAUCCACAACCAGGCCCACCUGCGGGUGCAGGGAGGCACGGGAGGCGAGACGGAGGUAACAGAGUAUACGACCACCCUGCAGCUACGUAAUGUGGAGUUCUCCAGCGAGGGAAAGUACCAGUGCGUCAUCUCCAACCACUUCGGAUCGUCCUACUCCACCAAGGCCAGGCUCACUGUCAACAUGCUCCCGUCCUUCACCAAGAUGCCAAUGGACCUUAGUAUCCGUGCUGGAGCAACAGCCAGGCUGGAAUGUGCCGCCGUGGGUCACCCUUCCCCUCAGAUCGCCUGGCAGAAAGACGGAGGCACCGACUUUCCUGCUGCCCGUGAACGCCGUAUGCACGUCAUGCCAGAGGAUGAUGUGUUUUUCAUAGUGGACGUCAAGACCGAGGACAUCGGCGUUUAUAGCUGCACAGCUCAGAACACAGCUGGAGCAAUUUCUGCAAAUGCUACACUAACUGUUCUAGAAACGCCCUCCUUCUUGCGGCCACUCAUGGAUCGCACUGUGGCCAAAGGCGAAACCGCCGUCCUCCAGUGCAUAGCUGGCGGCAGCCCUCCCCCAAGGCUAAACUGGACCAAAGACGACAGCCCGCUGGUAGUGACUGAGCGCCACUUCUUCGCAGCUGCCAACCAGCUCCUCAUCAUUGUUGACGCUGCUGAGGCUGAUGCAGGGAAGUACACUUGUGAGAUGUCCAACGCGCUGGGCACCGAGAGGGGCAACGUUCGGUUGGCGGUCAUUCCAAAUCCCAACUGCGACUCUGGAGUGCAGGGCGGCGUGGUAGUCGGCUUUGUGGGCGGGGCAGGAUCAGACGAUGAUGGGUGGACCACCGUAGGAAUCGUCAUCAUAGCUGUGGUGUGCUGCGUGGUGGGAACAUCACUGGUUUGGGUGGUCAUCAUCUACCACACCCGGCGACGCAAUGAGGACUGCAGCGUCACUAACACAGAUGAGACAAACCUGCCUGCUGACAUCCCCAGCUACCUGUCCUCCCAGGGCACACUCGCUGACCAACAGGACAGCUACAUCCCAUCAGAAAGCGGCAGCAGCCAUCAGUAUAUGGCUUCAUCCGUUAGCGGCUUCUACCUGCAGCCUAAAGACAUGAACGGUCUUUGUCAGCUGGAUACAGGAAGUGAAGCAGACAUGGAGGCAGCCAUUGAUCCUCUGCUCUGCCAUUAUCAAGGUCCCGUAAGCUCACUGCUUCGGCGAGACAACAUGUAUUCCACUGACCCAUCAGAAGUCUUCACAGGCUGUUCCAUCGACCAAAGGCCCGUCUGCAUUGACUCCUACAGCGGCAGCCUGUCCAGCUCUAAAAGGAGGGACUACUUCCUGUCUGAGCAUUUUGACCUCUGCUCCUCCACUGUCCUGAUGCAGCUCCCCAAUGCCAGUCUCCAUCACGGCCCCUCCCACCAGCAGAGUGACCGCCGACCAUCCAUGGAGGAGGAAGAAGCCAAUGACUACGGGAGACCUCACGAGUGUCUUUCCCCCUGCAACACCUUCAUGGGAACAUUUGGGAAAGCUCCCUGGAGGCCUCAUAAGGACCUUUACGGCUUUGGCUCGCCGUCAGUGACACUUAAUGGAAUAACUCUGCACGAGAAUCCAUACGCCGCUCCGGACGCUGAUUCAGACCAGGAGGACGGUCUCACCAAGGACUCGGCAUCGGAGCAGAGCAACAGUGUUUAUGAACAGCCAUUUGACAGCAGCAGGACUGAUCAUCCACAGCGCAGAGCGAGCACUUAGCUGAGUGACUCUUGUUUUUCAUGGAGAGGACAACCAAAAAACAUUUCUACCUCAUUGAAUGGACACUUUUGCAAUAAAGGACUCCUCAAAUGUGCAACGAGUGAAUGUAAAGGACAAUUUGAUGUUCCUAGAGAAAAAUAAAAAAGGAGCAUAUGAACAGCUGUUCUUUAAGGACACAGCUUCAAUUAAAUAAUAUAGAUGAUUAUAUGCAUUUUUUAUAUAAAGUUUAUUAUAUUUUGUAAAUUGUAUAUAAACAGAUUCCAUUAUUUUUGCUUACCUUUUGUGUAUGAGUAUUUUGCAGCCCUGUCUAUUUAGUUAUUCCAGCUUUUGAAUGAAGCACUGUUUUGCACAUAUGUAACACAUAUGUAACAAUAAAAAACACCUUAAUGUGUGCUGCUACAUUCACUUCAGUGCUACGAGUCGUCAAUGAUGUUUUCAUGUCUUUAUAGUGCAGGAUAUGUGUUAGAGAUUUAAAGGACGUGGUGGGUUUUGAACGCUGGCCUUUUAGAGCAGAACCACAGACCGCCAAGGACACUUCAGGUCUGUCUUCAGUCAGCCCCCCCACCAAGAGAGAGACAGAGAGGAUGUUUAACUGUUUGGUAUCACAAUCUGGUUCCAUGUAAGGCUGACCGAUGAUUACAUAUAAUAGUGUAUCAACUUUUAGUGGAAUCAUGUGUUAAUGAUAUGAUCUUUUGUUAUUGCUCUACAAAUUUACUUGUCCAAAUGAAUGAUUCCAAGCAAGCUGAAGAAUUUGAUCUUGUGUUAUUUUGCAUACAUUUGCCAUAUUGUGAUUUAAAUAAAUACCAGAAAAAUAUUA
Siniperca chuatsi (mandarin fish) is the source of this 4426-nucleotide messenger RNA. It is a transcript of the gene lrig3, whose product is annotated as leucine-rich repeats and immunoglobulin-like domains 3. Gene Ontology annotation, molecular function: protein binding. The record is from RefSeq and is a predicted model, not a curated record. NCBI's taxonomy places the organism in Eukaryota, Metazoa, Chordata, Actinopteri, Centrarchiformes, Sinipercidae.